Messenger RNA from Cuscuta campestris, 1397 nucleotides. Lineage: Eukaryota; Viridiplantae; Streptophyta; Magnoliopsida; Solanales; Convolvulaceae. The record is from the annotation of a GenBank genome assembly.
CAGCAGUAUUUAUACUAGGUUUGGGGGAACAAGGUGUCGUGCACCCAUGUGGAGGCACGUUCUCGGAUGGCGGGAGGUGACGGGCUUCGUCCUCUAGCUGCCUUGUCAUCUUGCGAGGAAGAUUACUUCCUUUGUCAGGAAAAAGAUGAAAUUCGUAGAGAUGCUAUCCCUCUUUCUAAAAUUCCCAGAUUGCUUGAUGCUUUACUUCAUGUCAUAGAUGAGUGGCGAUAUAUAGCCUUACCAAGGGUGCUUGUGAAAGCACCUAGGGUGAGACUCUUGGGUACAAAUUCUCUUUUCACUGGAUUCGGAAAUGAAUAUGACGAAGUGGUGUCAAAUGGUUCAAUUCCCCAUCCUAGCUCUGGAACUGGAUCUUCCAUCAAAGAGACCUCUGUUCAAAAGACUGCUGCAAGAACGUGUCAUGCUGAUUGGUGGUUUGAAGAAGAUGGCCUAUUUAGCUUGGAUGAGGAAGGGAGAACUGAAAAGCAACAAUGUUCUGUUCUUGCCUCUAAUAUUAUACGAAAUUUUUCUUUCAUAGCAGAUAAUGAAGCUAUCAUGGCUAACCAUCGACAUUGUGUUGAAACCCUUUUUCAGUGUCUUGAGGAUUAUGUUGUAGAGGAUGAGGAGCUUGUUACAAAUGUGCUUGAAACUAUUGUUAAUCUGUGCCAUUGGCUAGAUCUUCGAAUAUUUAGUUCAUCAAAACCUUAUGUCCUUAACAUGAGGGAGAAACGUGCUGUCGAGGCUAUCAUGGGCCUGCUGAGAUCAUCUGUCAGAGCCUGGCAUUGUGGAGCUGCAGAACUGAUUGGUCGUCUAAUUUUAAAUCCUGAUAAUGAACCAUUCAUUCUUCCCUUUGCUUUACAGAUUUAUAAAAGGUUAAUUGAUAUGAUGAGUCUGCCUACAAACGAUGCUCAGGCUGCUGCCGUGGGUGCAUUGUACAAUCUUGUAGAAGUAAACAUGGACUGCCGACUGAAGCUUGCAAGUGAAAGAUGGGCAAUUGAUCGGUUGUUGAAAGUGAUCAAGUCGCCGCAUCCAGUAUCAGAAGUUUGCAGGAAGGCAGCCUCUAUUUUGGAGAGCCUAGUGGCAGAGCCACAGAACAAGCCCAUUCUGCUCGUCUUUGAAACUGCUUUCACUGAGAUUCUCUUUGCCGACGGAAAGCAUUCUGAUAUAUUUGCAAGGAUUUUGUGUGAACUAACGUCUCGGCCAGGCAAAUCCACCCUAGCUCGAGGUAUUUGGGGCAUGUAACCAAUGUCUUCUCUCACUUGCUAACAUCUUGCCAAAUCCUUGUCGGUUAGACUUUGUUAUGCUCCAUCCAGCAUAUAUAUAUAUAUAUACGGAGUAAUACAUUUGUUACACAAGACUAAUCUUAGUGUAAAUCGUAAAAAUGAAAACAGAGUAAGUUG